This is a messenger RNA of Anarrhichthys ocellatus (wolf-eel), 2528 nucleotides long. RefSeq names its product glucose-6-phosphate 1-dehydrogenase. Gene Ontology annotation, biological process: glucose metabolic process; pentose-phosphate shunt, oxidative branch. Gene Ontology annotation, cellular component: cytosol. The record is from RefSeq and is a predicted model, not a curated record. Gene Ontology annotation, molecular function: NADP binding; glucose-6-phosphate dehydrogenase activity. Bases 1 to 1569 code for a protein of 522 amino acids. Lineage: Eukaryota; Metazoa; Chordata; Actinopteri; Perciformes; Anarhichadidae. The transcript is spliced from 13 exons.
AUGGGAACUCGAGCGAGCGCUGAGAAAAUGAGCAACCUUCCCUUCUCUCGGUCGGAGGUGUUUGGGGAGCUGAGGAAGGAGCUCCAUGAAGAUAAAGAGUUCGAUCAGUCCGCUCACAUCUUCAUCAUCAUGGGAGCAUCGGGGGAUCUGGCUAAGAAGAAGAUCUACCCAACUCUAUGGUGGUUGUUCAGAGACGGCCUCCUCCCCGAGCAGACCUAUUUCGUGGGCUUUGCUCGCUCUGACCUGACAGUUGAUGCCAUUCGGACUUCUUGCUUGCCAUACCUGAAGGCGACGGAUAAAGAUGCAGAGCGGUUGUCGGCCUUCUUCGGGAGGAACACGUACAUCAGUGGGAAAUAUGCUGAUGAGAGUUCCUUCUCCAAACUCGACACGCACAUCACGUCUCUUCCCGGAGGACCCGAGGCAAACCGGCUCUUCUACCUGGCGCUGCCGCCCACCGUCUACCACGAUGUCAGCAAGAACAUCAAGCACCGCUGUAUGAGCACCAAAGGGUGGACCAGGGUGAUCGUAGAGAAGCCGUUUGGACACGACCUUCAGAGCUCCGAGGAGCUGUCCACUCACCUCUCCUCGCUCUUCACUGAGGACCAAAUCUACCGUAUAGAUCACUAUCUGGGCAAGGAAAUGGUGCAGAACCUCAUGGUGCUCAGGUUUGGGAACCGAAUCUUCGGGCCGAUCUGGAACAGGGACAGCUUGGCCUGUGUUGUUCUCACCUUUAAAGAGCCGUUUGGGACUCAGGGACGAGGAGGCUACUUUGAUGAUUUUGGCAUCAUCCGUGAUGUCAUGCAGAACCACUUGCUCCAGAUGCUCUGCCUGGUGGCCAUGGAGAAACCAGCUUCCACCAGCUCUGAUGAUGUCAGGGAUGAAAAGGUGAAGGUGCUGAAGUGCAUCGCUCCGGUGGCCAUAUCUGAUGUGGUGCUGGGUCAGUAUGUGGGGAAUCCAGAGGGGGAGGGAGAUGCCAAACUGGGUUAUCUCGAUGAUCCUACAGUUCCUAAAGGAUCCACUCAGGCCACCUUCACCACUGCUGUACUUUAUGUGCACAACGAACGCUGGGAUGGUGUUCCUUUCAUCCUUCGCUGUGGAAAAGCGCUGAAUGAGAGGAAAGCUGAGGUGCGGCUGCAGUUCACAGAUGUCCCAGGGGACAUUUUUGGAAAUCGGUGUCGCAGGAAUGAGCUCGUGGUGCGUGUGCAGCCCAACGAGGCGGUCUACGCCAAGAUGAUGAGCAAGAAGCCUGGUGUCUACUUCAGCCCUGAGGAAACUGAGCUGGACCUCACCUACAAGAGUAGAUACAAGGACGUGAAGCUUCCAGACGCUUACGAGCGUCUCAUCCUGGACGUCUUCUGUGGGAGUCAGAUGCACUUUGUGCGCAGUGAUGAACUAAGGGAAGCAUGGAGGAUCUUCACACCUCUUCUUCAUCACAUAGACAGAGAGAAGCCCAAACCUAUUUCUUACAAAUAUGGAAGUCGGGGCCCAACAGAAGCAGACGACCUGGCAAAGAAAGUUGGAUUUCGCUAUGAAGGCACUUACAAAUGGGUCAACCCUCACAGGUUGUGAAUUGUGAUGAGGGAGGAGUAGAGGUAGGAUAGCAGGAGGGGGUGAGUGAGCCGUGUCAUGUUUCACUGCUGGAGUGUCUUUUUGGGGAAAGAGGAGUUUCCACUAUGUGGAUCCAUCGCUGUAGUAGAAACAAGCUAUCAUUUCUCAGGGAUGGCAAUUAUUCCUUGGAACCAGUUCAUCAGACAUUCAAAAGAUAGUGAUCUAUUUAUGCCGUCAUCAUGGGUUAUACUGCACUUCUUCAUACAUUCACAGCAACUUUCCAUGUUAUAUUUGAGAGGUGGGACCAAUUCAGUUGGAGAGGGAACAAAAGAAAUCAGUGAACUAAAAAACAAAGUUGAACAAACAUGUCUGAACUAGCUCCAUGUCUAGAUAUCAAUAGCAGAGCAACAACAAAACACUCAGCAGAGUCAUGCUCAGUCAUCUUAAGCGGUGUACCAAAGACGGUAACUGAACACAGCGGAGACGAGGAACAAGACGGAUUGUUCACCAGCUGUCACUCUUAAUAACAUUGUGAUUGUAAUACCGCUAUGCUUUGACUGCAGUUAUUAAUCACUUAGUGGAAUUUAUUUUUACACCUUGUGUACUCUUUCUGCCUCUUUAAGCUAGAUAGACAAUGUGGUUUAAAAAGGGCAAUGCGGGCACUUUUCUCUUCACAGCAUUCAUACUGGAAUAGUCUUAAGAGUCCUGAUGGACAAACCAAACGAGCUCUCUGUCUUGUUUAGUAGCCUUCUUCUGAGUGUCAUUCCCUUUCUGUUUACAUGUUUUUUAGGUUCAUUUAAGCUGCUGAUGUUUAUUCCAUAUUUCAAAAAUAUUCAGACGGCAGCGGUGUCUACUACAGGUCAACAGUGAAUGUCUAUGUAAUGACGUACUGGAUACUGCUGUUAGGUGCACAAUGUACAGCUAGCUACAUUUCCACUACUUGUAAUAAAUAAACUAGCUUUAGCUUCUCUGUAAAUGGG